AUGGAGAUAUGGGUUGUGGAUGUGAGAAGAGGCGAUGAAUACAUGAAAGGCUUUGGUGGAAGGCGAGAUGAGAGGAAGGAGUGCAGAGGUGGAGCAGGGCUAAAGACUAGACUGCCACUCCUUUCAUUUCAUGACAUCACCCUGCCUACCCCCACCUUUGCUUUUGUCGUCCCCCAUGGGGAUCCCAACUUAUCUGCCAUCUCACGAGGCGCCUCGGAGAUCUUCUCACUGCUUCGGCGGUCAGCUCCCAACCAUGAUGGUACCACCAUGCUCAUGAGUGUCCUUGUGUGGGGUGAAAAUGAUGGGACUUUUCAAAUAGGUAUUGAGGAUGGUGCGGAUUCCCAAAUGAACAAAUUGUCUCAAAUGUUUCUGACAUCGGUAUCAGAUUGGUAUAAGGCUAAUCCAACCAUUGACAGAACGGAUCCGGAGGCAGUUCUAGAUCUGGCAUGCAAUGCCAGGAAGAGUCUUGGUGACAGACUGGGAGACCCGAAGUUAGACGGAGUUAGGCUAAGUAGGGACAAUGGGAGCAGAAGUACGGCGAUGUUCGGCGGAGUCAGUCGAAGGAGGAGAAGGAUGGCCGGGGACUCGGGGAAGUUGGACGAACCGAGGUUCGUCGACCGUCAAUCUGUUAGAGAGUGGUUGUUCGACGCCUGUGACACUCCACAACAUCCUUUACUCUCCAUCUCAAGACCAGAUCUUGACUCUGGUGAUCCCUCAAAAGUCUUGGUUGUCACCGUUUACUGGAGUAGGGCUGACAAAAAAACCAAGGUAGAAAUGGCCCCUCCUUAUGGUCUUCCUAUUUCUACGGAGGUACAGAGACUCCAUGAGGUAUAUGUGAAAGAAUUAGAUAAACUUAGAGACAGCUUACCCCCAUUUAGCAAUGAGCCCUGCCUGACUCAGAGAAUUGCCAUGGAGGGGGCAACUCGAGUGCUUGGGCAGGCAGAGUGGCAAGAUUUCUGCAUCAUAGUGCCUUACAUUGCCUCCACAGGAGUGCAGAGAAUCCUUGUGGAACAACAUGAUGGUUCCCUUGAAGCAGGGUCUAAAGAUAUGAGGAUACCGCAGCUGCAGAGCCACCCGUUCUCCAAGUCCAAUGAACUUGCCCCUACUGACAAAAUUGUUCUCGCCCUUACUGAGCAAUUCACCAAUAUGAGUGCCCAUUUCCCAGAGGGUGCUGAACUAUUUGUGAUCGUUGCCGGACUUUAUUGGGAUAAAGACUCCGGUUUUUGGUCAAUCAUGUGCGGGUGGGAUCCAACGGAUAACAUCAAAGCAUUCAGAACGGCCUACUAUGACACUAUAACACGUUUGGAAUCAAGUGAAUCCACAAACUUACGAGAUGCUGGAGCUGUUCAUACGGUUGCCAUCAAUGCUAGGGCAGAACUCCUAAAGAAACCAAAAUGGCACUAUGGAUACGAUAUAAACUCACUCCUACGCGAUCCAUACAAGAGUGCACAUCUGCCGGGACAACCUCCGCCUUCCUCCAAAAAAUGGCAAUCAUCUGUGGGUGUGAACACAGCAAUCACUGACAAAACACUCCAAGCAGCCCUGACUCCCUCAGCAGCGGAAGGAUAUCUGGAUCUCUCAAAGUACACCGUAGUUGCACUCCUUUUGACGUCUGCGCCCUCCUGGUUGGGUGAGACAUCGACUUUGAAGCGUCAAGUUAGCCGAGGUUCAUCAACCGUCGGCAAAGGACCCAGGGGUCCAGGGGUAACUGUUCCAGGUUCAUGGGUGCGACAAGGAACAAUAGACAGAGGACACAGGAGUCUAGGGGGAUUGUUGAUGGAGAUCAAGAACAAUAAACCUAAGCCAAAGGGGGUCAGGGGAAGUGUUCCAGAUGUGUUUCAAGCGUGGGAACAUGGAAAAGACUAUCUUAGGUGGCAAGUAGAUGAAACUUUAUCUGUACAGAUGUUAAAGGCCAUUGAAAGAUUCCAGGCAGAAAUGGAGAAACAGCAAAGUCAGAGUCAAAAUCCAUCCUCAAGGCCUCAUGAUCCAUACCUGCUUCUGAGAGCUGCUAAAGCUGCACAAUUGGUCCUUUCAAAUGACUCAUUCUGUCAUGAAUCACAAGUAUCAGUUUCCGCAUGUUUUAGUUCUGCUCUGAUGCCUUUGAGGCAAGAGACCUGA
This is a messenger RNA of Tremella mesenterica DSM 1558, 2118 nucleotides long. RefSeq lists its product as uncharacterized. Lineage: Eukaryota; Fungi; Basidiomycota; Tremellomycetes; Tremellales; Tremellaceae. The transcript has 8 exons. The coding region runs from base 1 to 2118 and encodes 705 amino acids. The record is from RefSeq and is a predicted model, not a curated record.